Messenger RNA from Myotis davidii, 1317 nucleotides. RefSeq names its product aldo-keto reductase family 1, member B1 (aldose reductase) (gene AKR1B1). The record is from RefSeq and is a predicted model, not a curated record. Gene Ontology annotation, molecular function: aldose reductase (NADPH) activity. The coding region runs from base 1 to 954 and encodes 317 amino acids. Gene Ontology annotation, cellular component: cytosol. Lineage: Eukaryota; Metazoa; Chordata; Mammalia; Chiroptera; Vespertilionidae. The transcript has 10 exons.
AUGGUUCGGAGUCAGCUUCAGGAACUGGCCCGGCCUUCCAGUGCUGGCCUUCCAGGAACAGGCGCUUCCUCCUCUCCGGGCAGAGUGGCGGAGGCUGUGAAGGUGGCCAUUGACGUUGGGUACCGCCACAUUGACUGUGCCCACGUGUACCAGAACGAGAACGAGGUGGGGAUGGCCCUUCAGGAGAAGAUCAAGGAGCAGGUGGUGAAGCGUGAGGAUCUCUUCAUCGUCAGCAAGCUGUGGUCCACGUACCAUGAGAAGAACCUGGUGAAAGGAGCCUGCAAGAAGACACUCAGUGACCUGAAGCUGGACUACCUGGACCUCUACCUUAUCCACUGGCCCAUCAGUUUCAAGCCCGGGAACGAAUUUUUCCCGUUGGAUGCGAAAGGCAACGUGAUUCCCUCUGACGCCGAUUUUGUGGACACAUGGGAGGCCAUGGAAGAGCUGGUGGACGAGGGGCUGGUGAAAUCUAUUGGGAUCUCCAACUUCAACCAUCUCCAGAUCGAGAAGCUCUUAAACAAACCUGGCUUAAAGCAUAAGCCGGUGGUUAACCAGAUCGAGUGCCACCCGUACCUCACUCAGGAGAAGCUGAUCCAGUAUUGCCAGUCCAAAGGCAUUGUGGUGACGGCCUACAGCCCCCUCGGCUCUCCCGACAGGCCCUGGGCCAAGCCCGAGGACCCUUCCCUGCUGGAUGACCCCAGGAUCAAAGCCAUAGCUGACAAGUACAAUAAAACCACAGCCCAGGUUCUGAUCCGGUUCCCCAUGCAGAGGAAUCUGGUCGUGAUCCCCAAGUCUGUGACCCCAGAACGCAUCACCGAGAACUUUCAGGUCUUUGACUUUGAGCUGAGCAGCGAGGAUAUGGCCACCUUACUGAGCUACAAUAGGAACUGGCGGGUCUGUGCCUUGGUGAGCUGUGCCUCCCACCAGAAUUAUCCCUUCCAUGAAGAGUUUUGAAGCUGUGGGUGCCUGCUCUUCCCCAGGCCACCUGCCGCCGUCUCCUGCCUUGUUCUUCCUUCUUCGUGUACGUAGUGUAGUGCGGCCGUGUCCCUCACCACAGGGCAGGCACCUGCAGUUGCCCAGCCAGGGUGUGGCCAGCCUGGCAUUGGGGCCAACGAGCAGUCUCAGUAGAUUGGAGUCUCUUCCCGUUUUCUUUGCCCUUCGUGUCCGGGGAAGAUGCAACCUCCAUACCCUUUCCUGACUAAGUUGAAUCUACAAAGUGAAAACUAGUGCCACUAACAAUGGGAUUUUGGUUGCUUGGAACUGUAGUCCUUUCAGCCAGACUUCUUGCUCAAAUAAAAAGAACUUUUGUGAACUUGA